CUGAAGAGAAGAGCUCCUCCACAAAGCCGGUACUUUCUCUAUCUCUCUCGUACUCUUUUUUUUGCUGUCUCUAAAUCUUUCUCUGCUUUUUGCCGGAGUGCUGGAACGGUCACCCGUGUGAGCAUCAGCAGAGAGGAGAAGCGAGUGAGCAAGGAGGCACACAAGGACAGCAACAUGGGGAAGAUUUUUCAGGCAAGUUGACAACCUUUACUCGGAGUGCAAGAGAAGGUGAGAAAUGUACAAAAAAAGAGUGUGAAGGAGACGCAGAGAGAGGGGGAUUAAAAAGCCGGAAUGCGCUGACACUGGAGACCUGAGUUUCUGUUUGCAUUUGGCACAGCAAGACCUGUCACUCCACACACACACACACUUACACACACUGUUUGCUUUGGAGGAUGUUCCCACGAGGCCACGCCAGGAGGAGAGAACACCUUCCAAGGAUCUGUUAACCCCCCACCCCUCACCUAUAGCUUCUCCAAAGUGCCGGCCCCUUCCAGCCUACCUGCACCAGUCACAACACGCCGCAGAGUCACACUCUCUCACAGCGGAGACACCCUGGAUUUCCUCACGGGACACCACUGCAGUCACUCUGGCUGAGGAGCUUUUCUGACCUGCUGCAGGAUGUCCAAAGCCUCCAGGCUGGCGCGGCCCUCCGCCUCCUCCAUCGGGGCCGGAUCUAGGCUUCCCUCCCCCAGGAAGGAAUCAACGGGUCGAGUUCGGGUGCUGAGCGUUGGGGAAAAGCUGAUGAGGGCAGGUAGCGAUGGGAUCCUGAGCCGACAGAAGUCUCUUAAAGUCGCUGGGACUCAGGACAAAGCACAGAGCGAGACUCAGGCCGAGGCCCCCAGACAGAAUCCAGGUGAGAAGGGCCAACACAUGGAGAUGCUCCCCCCCAAGAGCAAGAUCAGCCCACCUAAAGCCUCCAGUCAGCAGCAAGGCUCUAUGCACAAACAAACCAAAAGCAACCUGAAGGUAACGUCUCCGGAGGACGGGCAGCACGUCAGCCGCAGACAGGUGUCCCCAAAUGGGACAAAAGGGGACGCUAAAGGCAGCCGGACCGUCCCACGCAGACACACUUUAGGCGGGGCCAGAGGCUCCCGGGAGAUCCUGGCUAUGCAGCCGCCGGAAAUGGACAAGAAGAGGGAGGCCUUCCUGGAGCAUCUGAAGCAGAAAUACCCCCAUCAUGCAUCAGCCAUCAUGGGCCACCAGGAGAGGCUGAGAGAGCAGAGCAGAAGCCCAAAGCACGGCCCCAGCAGCGUUGGAGAGGCGGACCACCUCUCCCUGGCCUCCCUGGAGUCACUGGACACCAUGUCUGAGGCCGACUCCCCCACAAACUUCACCCGCGGCAGCCGGGUUCGAGCUAGCCUGCCCGUGGUGCGAUCGACCAAUCAGACGAGGGACCGCUCGCUAGGUGUGCUGUACCUGCAGUACGGAGACGAGACCAAACAGAUCCGCAUGCCCAACGAGAUCACCGGCAUCGACACCAUCAGAGCUCUGUUCGUCAGUGCCUUCGCAGCGCAGCUCAACAUGAAGAUGCUGGAGUCGCCCAGCGUCGCCGUCUACGUCAAAGACGACAUGAGGAACGUGUACUACGAGCUCACCGAUGUCAGGAACAUCACGGAUCACUCCUGUCUGAAGGUGUACCACAAAGACCCGGCGCAGGCCUUCAGCCACGGACCCCGACCUGCUAAUGGAGACGCCAGGAUGCACAGCGAGAUGGUGCAUGCUGGUCGUGAUGGGCCUCACCCUCUGAGACAGCCCCCCAUGGGUCCCCCCGCUCACCACCCCAUGCAGGGAGCACCUCCCCCGACCCCCCACUCCAUGCCCCCGUCCCCCUCCAGAAUCCCCUUCGGCCCGCGACAGGGCCCCCUACCUGGAACCGCCACCAUCCCAAGAGAGCGUCUUCCUAACGCCAGUCCUCGCUCCAUCUCCCCGUGUCCCAGCGCCAUCCUGGAGAGAAGGGACGUCAAACCGGAUGAAGACAGAGGGGGUAAAAGCCACAGUUUGUCCAGGGGGAACGAGGGCUUGUACGCGGAUCCAUACUUGCUCCAAGAUGGCAGGAUGGCUCACGGACCGCACCCCAAUCCUGGUUCUGAUGUUCCAGAUCAUGGCAUGGGGGGAUUUCACAGAGCCUCCAUCCGCUCCACAGGCUCUUACAGCGGACCGAGUCCCACAGACAGUAUGGAGCAUCCCUCCCUCUACAGGCAGAAGUCCAGAAACAGCCAGCUUCCAACUCUGGGAUCCAAGACUCCUCCGCCAUCCCCGCACCGCAUGGCUGAGGUACGGAUGAUUGACAUCCAUGGGGGACAUCCUCAUGGCCCGCCUCCUCAUGGGAUGCCUAUUCACGGCAUGCCACCUCAUGGGAUGCCUCCUCAUGGGAUGCCUCCUCACGGCAUGCCACCUCAUGGGAUGCCUCCUCAUGGCGUUCCUCCUCAUGGCGUUCCACCUCAUGGGAUGCCUCCUCAUGGCGUUCCUCCUCAUGGGAUGCCUCCUCAUGGCGUACCUCCUCAUGGGAUGCCCCCUCCUCAUGGCGUUCCUCCUCAUGGCGUUCCUCCUCAUGGCGUUCCCAUGGAGAGAAGCUCACCUGUGCGCCAGUCCUUCAGGAAGGAGGAAGUGUCAGGAACCAAGCCUCGAAACAACAUGGGAUCCCCUGUGGUGUCCGACAUCCAGGGCCACCUGCAGGGGCCCAUCCCACCGGUCAAUGAGCACCACACACGAGUGCGAAUGAAGGCUAUGGAGCAACAGAUUGCCAGCUUGACUGGUCUUGUUCAGCAUGCACUUUUAAAGGAGCCAAACACUAGUGGCAGCAAGGAGCUACUAAGUGAGCGACCCUCGAAGACUUCGUCUCCAGCUCACAGCGCACACAGCUCAGGCGGUUCCCCUGUCUUGGCUCCAAAGAGCGGCGCUUCUCCAUCUAACAAGAGCCCGGUUCCCAUCAAAGUCAACCUCCUGCAGUUCCGGAAGAAUGUUUCUGACCUCAGGAUGCAACUCCAUCAGAUGAGACAGCAACAGCUCCAGAACCAGGAGGCACUACGGGUCCAGCUGAGGCGCGCCGAGCAGGAAAUCAGUGUGAAACUUGCCGAGGCCAUGCGGGGUCUGGAGGAUCCCGUGCAGAGGCAGAGAGCGCUGGUAGAAGAAGACCGGCACAAGUACCUGGGCCUGGAGGAGCGAGUGCUCUCACAACUCGGAGAUCUGGAGCAGUACGUGGGCUCUCUGCAGAACGACUCGGCGGCGGCACAGAGAGUCGUGACCCUGAAGGACGUGGAGGAGGGAGCGGUGACUCUGAGGAAGGUGGGAGAGUCUCUGGCGGGGCUCAAAGGAGAGUUUCCAUCCCUGCAGACCAGGAUGCGCUCGGUGCUCAGGGUGGAGGUGGAUGCGGUGAAGUUUCUGAAGGAGGAGCCUCACAAACUGGACAGCAUGCUGAAGAGAGUCAAGAGCCUGACCGACACACUCAGCGGUCUGAGGAGAUGUGCUUCUGAGGGCUCUCAGAAAGGACCCAGUCCCUCUCCCAGCGUCCCCGUGGAGGCCAGCCCUUCAGCAGCGGCCCCUGCAGAGCCUCUGGAGCCCCAGAGCUCCACCAUCAAAUCUGAGGUGAUGCCUUCCUCCCCGGUGAUCAUCCAUCACGUGCAGAGCUCCCCGGUUCUGAUCCAGCAGUCCCAGCAGUCUGCAGCCCUGACAGCUCAGCCCAGUCCUCCUCUCACCCCCAGCCCCUCUCACACCCCUAGUCCCAUCCCGGGCAAGAGCCAGGGCAGGGAGUCUCCCAAAGGGGCCGCCUCGGAUCCACCGAGUCCAGCACGUCUUAAGAAGACUCGAGGGAACCCGGUGAAUAACGGAAACGGCCCUACCAGCCCGGGAUUCGUCAUUGAGGAGCUGCAGAACAGCCAGGGCAAGAACAAGAGCAGAGCCAUUUCCAUAGAGGCAGCAGAGAAGGAGUGGGAGGAGCGGAGGCAGAACAUGGGUCACUACGAUGGGAAAGAGUUUGAGAAGAUCCUCCUGGAGGCGCAGGCCAACAUGAUGAAGGGCAUCCCCAGUCUGGAGGUGGAGGAGAACCAGGCUCUGCCCCCCACUGCCACCGCAGAACCAGCAGAACCAGCAGAACCAGCAGACACCCCCAAGCCUGUGGAGUCACCAACAGAAGAGCUCCAGUCUCAGCCUCAGUCUGACAAACUGGAGAAGAAGGCUCCUGAGAAACUCCCGAAGCCUGUGAUGGAGAAACCAGCCAAACCUGCUCUGGAGACACCCCCGAAGACCGCCACCAAGCCGGCGUCCCCGGACAGUUUUACAACAAAGCAGGGGGGUGAGAAGACCAGCAAAUCUCCCCCACCACCUCCCCCCCCCAGGAAGACCUUCUCCCCCAGCUCCAGCUCAGGCAUGACCACCACUCGCUCCGGAGAGGUGGUCUACACCAGCAGGAGGGAUUCCGUCUCUGCACAGGAGGGUGAAGAGGACACACCACCUCCCAGCCCCCAACCCAAACCCAACAAGGUUCCUCCAGAGACGAAGCCCAAGCCGGCCACCCCGCCCCCCGUCACUGUUCCCACAGAAGAGGAGGACGAAGGGGACAAAAUCAUGGCUGAGCUUCAGGUGUUCCAGAAGUGCACAGUUAAGGAUGUAGGGGUGAAACAUUUGGUAGAACCCACCUCUCGAAUUGAUCCGCAAAUCAGAGAGCUGAGGCCCUUAUUGCCUCUCAAAGAGAAAAAGCAGAGCUCAGAGUCCACACGGGAGGAUAAAGAUCCCGACACAGAUGAAAAUGGGAACACUACUCUCCGACAGAGCCAAGGGGUCAUUUACUAUGUGACCGGGCAGAUUCCCAAAGAGCAUCCAACGCUGUCCGGAACGGAGGAGAUCCACGAACACCGAGAGACCGCACAGCCUCCAUCACAGGUGUCAAAUGUCAAUGUUAACGACAAUUCUCCAAGUCAGCAGCCACUACCGUCUUCACCGCCAAAAUCUCCUAUAACACCUCCACCGAUAUCCCCCAAACCCGUGGGACUGAAAGGAUUCAAACUUCCAAGGAAGCAAAUGAAACGCUCCGAGUCCUUGAAGAGCAGCGUAGAAAUGGAGAAGGGGAAAAUCCUCAACAAAAUUAACACUGAAAAGAAAAGUAAAUCAAUCCUGCAGCAUGUUUCUUCAAGUAAGAAUAUAAUACCUGAGCCUGUGGCCACAACAACAACAACCAAAGCGCCGCCAAAAAGUUCACUAAAAAAGUCUCACAGUGAGGAUCCGCCUAAAGCAAACUACGUGGAUUUUAACGAGGAGGACAGUCUUAGUCCUGACUUACCUGGAGAAGAGGCUCCUCCCCCUCCUGACAACAUAGCAUUUAUGAUCACUAACACCAAAGUGCAGGCCCUGUCCUGCGGCGAGUACCAGGACCUGGUCAACGCCAAGAAAGGAAGCGUGCAGACGGUCACUGUAGGUAGCGCUCACAACCGAGGGAACGCCUCAAUGGAUCCCAAUUUCCAACAUGAUAACCGCUACAACAAGAAGCCCGUCAUCAUCAUUUUCGACGAGCCCAUCGACAUCCGUUCGGCGUACAAACGUCUGUCCGUCAUCUUCGAAGGUGAGGAGGAGCUGGACAGGAUGUUAGCGGCCGAGUGCAUCGAGGAGGAGAGCGAGGAGUCCGACUCUGAGAAGGGUAGCGGGCGGCAGGCUAAAGCAGGAGGGAGCGAGGUGGUUGACGGCAAAGACGCUAGCGCUUCACAGCUCAACGCUGAACACGUUAGCUUAUCAUCCUCAUCUUCAUCGAUCUCUGAGCCCGCAGACAGUGGAGUGAGCUCAAACGGUGACGCCAAGACGGACGGUAAGAAGAAGUUCAAGUUUAAGUUCCCUAAGAAACAGCUGGCGGCGUUCACCCAGGCCAUCCGCAUCGGCACCAAGUCCGGAAAGAAGACCUUACAGGUGGUGGUGUACGAAGACGAGGAGGAAUCAGACGGUACGAUCAAGCAGCACAAGGAGGCCAAGAGAUUUGAGAUCACGCGCUCUAAAUCCCUAGCAGAGGCUCACAAGGGGGCAGUGCUGAAGAGGCAGAACUCAGAGUCCCUCUUCAGGACGGACGAGAUCCGGAAGAACGCCUACAAGACGAUGGACAGCCUGGAGCAGACCAUCAAGCAGCUGGAGACCACCAUCAGCGAGAUGGGGCCGGUCUCCCCCACGGAGGAAACUAACAUGGGGAAUGGGAACAUCUCAGAAGGAGCGGGGCUUAAGAGGUCUUCCUCUCUGCCCACCUCCAGGGGGUCCGGCCCUAAGGCACCCAGCAAAAGCAUUCUGGUGAAGAAGACUAAACCCCAGCUGCUCCCUCGCCCUGUAGUCGUCCCUACUACCAGCACCACCACUGUCCCCAGUGAAACUACCGUACAACAGAUCCCCUUGCAGAACACCAGUGUCGCGUCCCCUACUAGUCGGAUGCCCGUCCCUUUGUCUGCGAAGUCCAGGCAGUCGCCGGGUACUACUGACAAAGCAGGAAAACCGCAAAAACUACAGGACGCUCAGAGGCAGUUCCGACAGGCUAACGGAAGUGCUAAAAGAGUGGGAGGGGAUCAUAAAACUACUUCCCCUACUAUUCCCACCUCUAAAAUCCCCGCUUUUUAUCCUAGCUCUCCUAAAGGCAGCCCCCAGUCUGCACCAAACUCAGAUGCUACUAAUCCCAUUAACCCUUCCUCUUCCUCCUCUGCGACAAAGUCCUCCAUCCUGUCCUCUCCUCUUCCUCGCUCCGGUUCCCAACCCUCCUCCCACAUCCCCUCCCUGUCUAACGGAUCCCUCAAACUCCCCUCACAACACACAGGUAAAACUCUUUCGUUCUCCUCGCAGAAUGGUCGAGUGCACUCCUCCUCUUCCACCUCUUCAUUCUCCUCCUCAUCAUCCUCAUCCUCCCCCUCCCCUCUGUCGCCCACACCUUUGGGCCCGGGUGGAAAGAGCAUCCGCACCAUACACACCCCCAGCUUCACCAGCUACAGAGCCCACAACGGCAGCAGCAGCAACGGCAAAUCCUGCAUCCCAACAGCCACCGCCGCUAAGGACGCUUCCUAAGCCCCGUUUACCGCCCAGUGGUCUGUUAGCAGCUCAUAGAAGUCCUGAUGUGAACCCCCCAAAUGUUGAGUACUCCAAAGUUUUAUCCUUUAAAUGUAUAGUACGGGUCCCCAGCACAUAGAAACUGCCAGAUGCUAACUUGCAGACGUUGCGUUAAAUAGCAUUAAUUAGCAGCUUGUGUUGACAAUAGUUAAAUAAUUAAUAAUUAGUCGUUAUUGGAAUAAUUGAGUCCAUUUCUGGUCUUUUCAGAAUCAAACAUGCCAGUUUUAACCAGAAAGAGGCAAUAUUUGUACUCUGUGGGCUGAGUUCUUUACAUUUUGGGUCAAUUUGGAAGAUUUAGAGGACUCAUUUGGAUUCAAUCAAUCAAUCAAUCAAUCAAUGUUUAUUUAUAUAGCCCAAUAUCACAAAUGUUACAUUUGUCUCAGUGGACUUCACAGUUUGUACAGAAU
Molecule: messenger RNA, 7469 nt
Organism: Trematomus bernacchii (emerald rockcod)
Lineage: Eukaryota; Metazoa; Chordata; Actinopteri; Perciformes; Nototheniidae
Product: sickle tail protein homolog
Exons: 21
Coding region: 619-7020 (2133 amino acids)
Cellular component (GO): cytoplasm
Source: RefSeq, a predicted model, not a curated record